Messenger RNA from Dibothriocephalus latus, 927 nucleotides. The record is from the annotation of a GenBank genome assembly. NCBI's taxonomy places the organism in Eukaryota, Metazoa, Platyhelminthes, Cestoda, Diphyllobothriidea, Diphyllobothriidae.
AUGAAGAAUGAAUUUUCACUCCUAUCGGAAAUCAAGGACCUUGCAUGGUCCAGUGACAGUGCUCGUAUUGCUGUUGGUGGUCGAGGCUCUGAAAAGUUUGGCAAAGUUAUUAACGCUGAAUUGGGAACCGAAGUUGGAGAGGUUGUGGGCAUGAGCCGGCCAAUUAAUGCUGUCGAUUUCAAACCAACACGACCAUUUCGACUGGCUACUGGAAGUGAGGACUUUUUGGUUUGCUUUUUCGAAGGCCCUCCAUUUAAGUUUAAGAAGUCUCUCAGCAAACACAAGAACUUUGUAAAUUGCUGCAAAUUCUCCCCAAAGGGUGAUAUUUACGUCACCGGAGGUGCGGAUGGUCGCAUAUACGCGUUCAAUGCCAACGACACUGAAUUUGUUGGAGAAUUUGGUUCUCCUGCUCACUCUUCUGGUAUAUAUGGUCUCGAAUUUUCUUCGUCAGGAAGUCGGCUUGUAUCCGUUUCAACUGAUAAGACGGUAAAACUCUGGGACAGUGGCAGCGGUAAUUUUAAUCUCCUAUCCGAGUUCGCGUUCGAGAACAAGCCAGAAAACCAGCAGCUGGGUUGUGUUUGGGUCGGCGAUAAACUGGUGACCGUAUCACUAAGUGGAGCCAUGCAGGUAUUCAAUGCGGGUCCUGACGUCAAGGAGUUGGCGGCUCCUGCAGAUGUCAUAUAUGGUCAUUCUCGACCUAUCAAGUGUAGUGCGUACUCAAAGUCUGCCAACCGUCUAGUCACCGCCUCCACCGACAUGGUUAUGCUUUCUUGGGACCUUUCAAAGGGAGUUGCAGAACCAUUUAAUGGUCCUGAGGCGCACAAAAGUUCCAUUGAAGCGAUGACCAUCUGUGGCGACAAGGUUAUAUCUGUCGGUGUUGACGAUCGUCUCGUCGUCAGUUCCUUAACAAACCGUUCAUUUGAGUGA